Molecule: messenger RNA, 2228 nt
Organism: Cephus cinctus (wheat stem sawfly)
Lineage: Eukaryota; Metazoa; Arthropoda; Insecta; Hymenoptera; Cephidae
Exons: 6
Coding region: 221-1786 (521 amino acids)
Molecular function (GO): protein binding
Source: RefSeq, a predicted model, not a curated record
CAACAUGCAUAUACGGCAAGCAUUCUGAUACGCAAUUAUAGCGUCACUAUAGUAAGUAGUUUCAAAUCGCAAGGACAAAGAAGUAGGGAGAUCCCCUACCCUAUCUACUUCCAGAAGCGUCGGUGGCAGUGUAACGUAUUUUUCAGUCCUUCGUCGGUCAUAGGUGUUGUGAGGGUUUUUGAAGUUUUAAUACGUUUACCAUAUCAAAAUCUUAACAAUUAUGGAGAAUGAUAUCGCAAGAAUUCGCAUAAGCUAUGCGUACAAGUUGAACUUGAGUAAAGAAGAUGCUGUAAAAUUAUUUGUGCAUACUAUAACGGCUAAUCCAGAAUGUGCUAAGCUUAAAAAGAACAUUCCAGAAGCAAUUUUAUACAAAAAGAAAGGAGAUUCCAGUUUGGCAGACAGCGCGUAUAAGGAUGCUCUUAAACAUUACACAAAGAGCUUACAACUAAUUCCAGAUAAUACCGAUAAAGAGGCCAUUAUCUAUAUGUCGCGGUCGGUUGUUUUAAGAAAACUCCAGGCUUACGAGGAAGCUGUAAUGGACGCACAGAGGGCAUUAAGAUGUCCCGUUUCGGAUGAUUUGAAAAAAAAAUUAUAUACUCGUAUUAAGAAACUACAAUUCCAUCUAGCCAAAAAAUCAAGGAUGGAAAAAUUAACUAACAAAUUUCGCGAGGAUUGCCCUAUUGUUGCGUAUGGGGAAAAUUCUGAAAUAGCUGGGGCAAGCAGUGCUUUGAUUCUUUCGAGGGACAGCGAAAAUAUUCUUCGGCUUUUUACCUCAAGACCUGUUAAGGCUGGGGACGUUCUGCUGGUGCAGAAACCCUAUAUAGCCGUAGUUGAUGAGAUAGAGGAAGAUUCAAUAUUUACUUGCCAUCAUUGCCUGAAACAUUAUUUGGCUCCUAUACCAUGCACUUCGUGUGCAAGGACACUUUAUUGUAGUACAAAGUGCUGUAACGAAGCUUAUAAUAUUCAUAAAUAUGAGUGCGAUGUAUCACUUUGCAAAACUAUGGAAUUCAUAGCAUAUUUGAAAAUGCUCAUUUUUGUAGCCAAUCAAGGUCGAGGGGCUGAUGAUGGAUUAAUAGCAAAUUGCCAUCGUGUAAUUGAUUCGUUGGUGCCUUUGCUGUUGACCGACAAGGAAAAAGUCGAAAAUAAUCAUUCACAAAAUUACUUAGCAUCAUUUAUGGCUGUCUUUUUAAAGACAAACACAGAUUUUUCUAGCGAAGACUAUGAUGUGUGUGGGUUGGCACAUGUAAUUUUACGUUUGGGAUAUUUGAUCCAGACUACAAGUGCCAGGAUCAAAUGCGGUUCGAAAAAUAACAUUCCGGGUAUCGCUGUUUAUCCGGUUUUAAGUUUGCUUCAAUGUUGUGAAUGGAACGUUAUAUCAUACACAUAUGGAACUACUGUCAACGUGGUGCGAGCAGGUAGAGACAUUGCACAAGGGGAGCAGAUUUUCGAAAACGAUUAUCAAGCUAUCAUACAGAAAACGGUUUUCGAGACUGAGAGAAUUCAGUUAAUAAAUGAAGUAUAUGUAUUGUGCUUCCAUAAUAAACAUAGCGAAGACUAUACGCCAGUAUGGAUUGAAAAACUAAAAUUACCCCUACGCUUGGUAAGACGUUUAAGAAAAUCUCCAAACAACAUACGAUACAUGUGGGAACUGAUGGACUUUAUGAACAAGAACGCAAAAAAACCAUGCUCCGGUCUCGACUAUAUGAAAAUGUUUUUGGAAGAUGCUUACAUGGGUUGUGAGAACGCAUGGCUGCGACGGUUCUACGAGGAUAUUGGACUCUGGUAAUGAGACUGGAACAUCCAGUGCCACUGAUCAACAGUAUUAUUUAACGAGCAUAACAAGUAGAUAAACAGUUAUAUGAAUAAGAAAGCCAACAGUGUAUAAUUAAAAGUUCAUUUUACUACUAAGGUUCAGUGAAAACUGGCAGAACGUGCCAAUGACAAUUCAUUUAUCAUUUUUUACAUUUGCAUCUAAAAGCCAAAUUCGGCUAAAGUAUCAAUGAGAUACUUAACUAAAUUAUUGGCUUAUUAUUAGUUUUACAUUAUAUACCUCGUCGAGAGUCACGAGUAAGUUACAUCAUGAUAAACAAAAAACUGAAAGAAGUCUUAUAAACAUUACUACAUAUUCCUACAUACAAGUACAUAUAUUUUACCAUGUUCUGUUUAAAAAGCUAUUAGCCUUUCAAAGAUCAGACAUAAUAAAAGUAUCAGCAACACGACUCUUGUUU